Messenger RNA from Pseudophryne corroboree (corroboree frog), 2607 nucleotides. It is a transcript of the gene CREB1, whose product is annotated as cAMP responsive element binding protein 1. The record is from RefSeq and is a predicted model, not a curated record. Gene Ontology annotation, biological process: regulation of transcription by RNA polymerase II. Lineage: Eukaryota; Metazoa; Chordata; Amphibia; Anura; Myobatrachidae. Gene Ontology annotation, molecular function: protein binding; cAMP response element binding; DNA-binding transcription factor activity, RNA polymerase II-specific. The transcript is spliced from 9 exons. Gene Ontology annotation, cellular component: ATF4-CREB1 transcription factor complex; nucleus. Bases 356 to 1339 code for a protein of 327 amino acids.
GUCCUCCUCAGGCCCCGCCCAGCAGCAGCAGCAGAGAGAGGCAGCGCGGGCAGCAGCAGCAGCAGAGUGACGCGGCGGCGGAGGAGGAGGCGCGGUGUGUGAGUCGGCUCGGGCAGCACAGUGACGCGGCGGAGGUGUAGUCUGACGCGGUGUGUUACGUGGUGGGGAAGAGAAUAAAAAAAGCCCAGCGAGAUCCCAGCAGCCGCGAACGAAAGCAGUGACGGAGGAGGAGAGGCAGUGUAACCCGACAGAAAUCCAGAAAUGUGACCUGUUAGGGGUAUUUGAGGACUGGAUUUGAAAACCACUGUUCCGGGGGAUGAGGACAAUCAUGGCUGCCCUCCUGUAAGGUAACUAAAUGACCAUGGAAUCUGGCGCAGAGACGCAGCAGAGCGGCGACGCGGCUGUCACGGAGACAGAAGUCCAACAGAUGACCAUGCAGACCCAGCCGCAGAUCACAACGUUAGCACAGGUAUCCAUGGCAGCUGCACACGCCACCUCCUCGGCCCCCACGGUGACCUUAGUCCAGCUUCCCAAUGGACAGACCGUUCAAGUACAUGGGGUUAUCCAAGCUGCACAGCCAUCUGUCAUACAGUCCCCACAAGUGCAGACCGUGCAAAUUUCCACCAUUGCAGAGAGCGAAGAUUCACAAGAAUCAGUGGACAGUGUUACAGACUCACAGAAACGCAGGGAAAUCUUGUCGCGACGGCCCUCGUACAGAAAAAUCUUAAAUGACCUAUCUUCGGAUGCCCCGGGAGUACCGAGAAUUGAGGAAGAAAAGUCUGAAGAGGAGACCUCUGCCCCCGCCAUCACCACCGUGACCGUACCCACGCCCAUCUACCAAACCAGCAGUGGCCAGUACAUUGCCAUUACUCAGGGAGGAGCGAUACAGCUUGCUAAUAAUGGUACAGACGGGGUCCAAGGGCUACAGACAUUAACCAUGGCCAACACAGCCACGUCUCAGCCUGGAACAACAAUCUUACAGUAUGCACAAACGACGGACGGGCAGCAGAUACUUGUUCCAAGCAACCAGGUGGUUGUACAAGCUGCCUCAGGAGACGUACAAACGUAUCAGAUCCGUACAGCGCCAACCAGCACGAUUGCACCAGGAGUGGUCAUGGCCUCGUCUCCGGCAUUACCUGCCCAGCCAGCUGAGGAGGCCGCACGGAAGAGAGAAGUCAGACUCAUGAAGAACAGGGAAGCCGCUCGGGAAUGCCGCCGGAAAAAGAAAGAGUAUGUAAAGUGUCUAGAGAACAGAGUAGCGGUCCUGGAAAAUCAAAACAAGACACUGAUUGAAGAACUGAAAGCACUUAAAGACCUUUAUUGCCACAAAUCUGACUGAGGGGCUGAUACAUUUAGGGUUAUGAACGCCUAUAGAGGAGAGACUGGUUGGCCCAUAACCAGAUGAACUUUUUUAUUUUCAUUUUGUUUCUAUAUUACCCCUUUAUGCAAAACUGCCUGACAGCGACUAAAGGAUUUCAUUCAUCCGUGCUUCUGCAUUAAGCUGUGAAUGCUCCCAGCUCCUUCCUCCGUUCCCAAGUGAGUAAAUUACAUCUUUCAAGAUCAAGAAGACGACAAACUUAUUUUAUGUUCUUUUUUUAAUCGUACGUUUUGUUACUUGGCUCUUCUGCUUUGUCCUUCCUAUGUUCGCUUCGCACUAUUGGUGAAGGGAGAGCUUGUGUAUAUACAAUGCGUUCAGGCUUCUCUUUCACUGAUGUGGCUCUUAGUACAAUUUAUACUGUAGUUUUGGGGUCUCUGCCCUGCUCCACCUAACACCUGUACCCUUCGACGUCCGCCCCACGCAUAAUUCAUUCAAAUGAUAUGGAAAAUAGGAAGCUUGAUAAGUUGUUGAUUCCAGUGUGUUAGAAGUACCGGCAUUUGGAGGAACACCAUGGUUAUUCCCUUUUGGAGCAGUCAGACGUUGUCAAUAUUGUUUUUUUUAUUCUUUUCGGACUGUUGUGCAAAGCCAGCUGCCACUCGCGGUCAACUGACAAGUUACUACGUGGAGCCGUUGUGCAUUAAUGGAAGGGUGGACCUUUCUAAGCACACCAAGGUACAGUUGAUAAAGUUUUAAAGGACGGAAGAAAGUAAAUGAAGCACUCCUCAUUGCAGCAUCAAAUCUUGCAAAAUAUUAAUUUGUAACAUACAUACCCAGGUAUCUAGAGAGAAACCCAUUGUCUGAGCACCCAUGGAACAAUGAAACUCUGGGCAAUUUUAAAAAAACUGAGUUCAAUUCUAUUUGUACUGUAUCUCUUUAAACUCAAAUCCCUAUCACCAGCAACCUAUUGUGGAAUGUUUGACUCCACGUGUAUAUUUAUGGAAGAAAAAAAAAGUUUAUUUUCUGUCUUCACUGCCUGGCCCCAAUUUGGAAAGGAUGGAGAGAAAAACAAAAGUAAAAAUUGCACCGCAAAUUUUCCCCAUUUUACAAUGGUUGUAACGGCCUUGUUGCAAUGUUUAUUUUGUGUGGCCAUUGGUUUUCUAUAUCCUCUGCUCACAGCGACCUUUAACAGAAGCUUACUUUGUGUUUGGGAUUUGUUGGUCUUGUAAAAUAUUUUAUGUUGAGUAGAGUUAUCAUGUACUAUUUGAAAUACAUUUUGUAUUUUAAAACUA